Molecule: messenger RNA, 150 nt
Organism: Suillus clintonianus
Lineage: Eukaryota; Fungi; Basidiomycota; Agaricomycetes; Boletales; Suillaceae
Exons: 2
Molecular function (GO): protein binding
Source: RefSeq, a predicted model, not a curated record
UUCGUUCUUGCAUUACAUGACUUUCACCCUCAACACCAGAAUGCAACUUCUCUUUCGUUCCGAGCUGGGCAGGUGAUUCGCGUCCUAAAUCGGGAUUCGAGGGAUGGUGAGAUCAACGGUCAGAGGGGAUGGUUCCCCAGCAAUUACGUC